Durusdinium trenchii is the source of this 1845-nucleotide messenger RNA. NCBI's taxonomy places the organism in Eukaryota, Dinophyceae, Suessiales, Symbiodiniaceae. The record is from the annotation of a GenBank genome assembly.
AGCCAUUCUUUUGCCUUAGAUCUCCGGCGUCUUCUGUAGCCGCCAUGGAGUUUUGCCGCAGCUUGCUGAGUCCCAUGUGAACAGGGUCAUGCAAUCAUCUCCAAGUAGAUUCACGUCGCCUCGUCCCUAAACGUGUCUGGCAAGAACAUGUUGGGUAGCUGAAUCGCUCUACCACGUACUUGUAGAGUGCAUGACUGCACUGCACACAAGGAGCACUUGGUGAUAUUUGCCAACAGCCUUGACUUGCUUUCAUGUUGUCACAGCUCGACGAUGCAAUUUUGGACCCAAAGCUGGCCACUCACUUGAUUCGGGCAGGGGCCGAGGAGACGUUUGCAAAGCCUUUCGCUAGCAUCAUUUGGAUGCUUCGUGGUUUUCGAGCUGGCAGGUUGGAGCUGAAUGUCUAUCACUGCAGUGCAGCCAUGACAGCUUUCCACAGGGCCGAGAGAUGGAUGGGGGCAAAUCCAGCAAUCAGUAGUUCGUGUCAGGCCAAGAGAUGGGACUUGGCUUGUGAAAUUCUUUGGAGAGCCUCUUCCGCACGAGCAGUGGAUAGGAUUAGCCACAACUCUGCAUUUUGCUUGGGAGUUGGCAUGUGGCAAAGAGCACUGGGCUUGCUGGAUGCAACACGCAGGCAAGUCGAGCCAGAUUCAAUUACAAUUAAUUCUGUGAUCAACACAUGUACAAGCAGAAGUUGGCCGGUAGCAUGUGGACUUGUUGGAGACAUGAGGUAUCAGAGACUACCAGUGACCGAAAUCACUUGUGGGGCUGCCCUUAAGGUUUGUCAGCAAUGGACGAGAGCGUGCAGUUUCAUGGAGUUCAUGACACGCAGUGCAUUGAAGAUCAAUGUGAUCGUUGGGCACACGGUUUUGGCUGCCCUUACCCUUGGCAGCAUAUGGCGCUUCACUUUGCGCCAGGCCUUCAGGCUGCAAGAAUGUGGCAAUUUAGAUUGCAAGGCCAUCGUUGCCAGCAUUGACAGUAUGUCAAAGGCCUACCGCUGGGAAUUGCCGUUGUCACUUUUCAUGCUGCAUAGAAGAGACUGUCCGCAGAACAUGGGCUGUGUGCCAUCAAACGCAGCUUUGGCUGCCUGUGGGCAAGGAAAUGGAUGGGAUGUGGUCUUGAACUUGUUUGGUGGGAUGGCAGCUCAGGCCUUGGUUCCCGAUGAGAUAACUUGGGGAACCUUAGUCAGCUGCUUGGAACAAGGAGCACGGUGGCAGUUUGCUCUCCACCUCCUGGCCUGUGACAGAGAGGGUUUGGCGAAAAGGUCUGAAAUCUGCACCAACUCUGCUGCAAGUUGCUGUGAAAAGGCCUGUCAUUGGCAGAGCACAUUGUCACUUGUGCAUUGCCUGCGGCAUUUUCGAACCUUUCCUGGAAGCAUCAGCUGUAAUGUUUGCGUGUCGUCAUGUCGCAAUGUGGGCGCCUGGUGGUGGGCGGUGCAGGGCCUCGUGGACAUGCACAGCCGGCAGCUGGUGACCGAAGUGUCUAGCAGCGAAGCAACGAUUGCGGUAGCUCGAACUUCGAGAUGGCUUUUGAGUUUGUCCCUGCUUGCGGGUCUUGCAGGUCUUGCCGGAGCAGAUGGUGGAGCUGCCUGGGCUACCUGCAUGGGUGCCGUGAUUGAGUCGCCUCUUGCCCCAAAGCAACGCUUGCGAUUCCUGGCUGAUCUUGGUAGUUCAGCAAUGAUUUCCACGUCCCUACUGCGAAGCCAAAUGCGCACCCUUGCCGCAGCGCGAGUUUGUCAUGUAUAUAUAGCUCAAAAGUUGACCGUCGUCAGCAUGAAUGCUUCCUGGCUCCAUUCCUGACCUUUCCGCAGGCUCAAGGUAGAUGGACGAAAGACUGGAGAUUGAAUUGGUG